CAUUUAUUUGGUGUGGUGUAGUUUUACUCUACAAAUAAUCUCAAUUGAAGCACUAUAAUGGCAGGCAGAGGCCGAGGUAAAUCCGGCGGAACCCUCACACAGGAGCAACUACAAUCGCUAGGUGUAACGAGUAAAGAAAUUCAAGCCGUUACAUCCGCCGCUCCACCGCCAAUUUAUCCUCCUCUGAUGUCGAAGCCUGUACAAUUAGAGUCUAGUGUGGACCGGAACUAUAAGAUAUUGUGGAAGGAGGACUUUAUUUCAUACUUACGAGAGUCGGCAUACUUUACAACGAAGAAAUGCUCAAAAUUGCCCGUUCAGCGAUACUCCGAUAAAGUUAUUAACGUGAUAGAAAAUGACCCAAAAACAAAACGGGAUGGAGAUUUUCUCUGGAACUGCAUGCCCGCAGAGGUAAGGCCCAACUUUAAACGGAUUAAAACGGCCACAAGCACAGGCAAAACGAAGCGUGCUCGGACCGCCGCCGAUAUUGACGCCAAACUGCAGGCGCUGGAGCAGAAGGAAACCUCUUUCGAAAAAGCGGAUGUCGUGAAGAAGGAGAAGAGUGAGUCGGAAGACGAAAAAGACGACGAACAGGAGGACGAGAUGGCCGACGAAGAGAUGGAUGACGACAACGAUUACGGGAACAAUUACUUUGAUAAUGGUGAAGCAUACAACGACGAGGAUGACAAUCUGGACGAUGGCCCUAUUUAUUGA
Messenger RNA from Anopheles cruzii, 711 nucleotides. RefSeq names its product DNA-directed RNA polymerase III subunit RPC7 (gene Polr3G). The transcript is spliced from 3 exons. Bases 58 to 711 code for a protein of 217 amino acids. Gene Ontology annotation, biological process: transcription by RNA polymerase III. Gene Ontology annotation, cellular component: RNA polymerase III complex. The record is from RefSeq and is a predicted model, not a curated record. NCBI's taxonomy places the organism in Eukaryota, Metazoa, Arthropoda, Insecta, Diptera, Culicidae.